Cyphellophora attinorum is the source of this 2493-nucleotide messenger RNA. RefSeq lists its product as uncharacterized. The transcript is spliced from 2 exons. Lineage: Eukaryota; Fungi; Ascomycota; Eurotiomycetes; Chaetothyriales; Cyphellophoraceae. Gene Ontology annotation, cellular component: lysosomal membrane; cytoplasm; HOPS complex. The record is from RefSeq and is a predicted model, not a curated record. Gene Ontology annotation, molecular function: actin binding. Gene Ontology annotation, biological process: vacuole fusion, non-autophagic; endosomal transport; intracellular protein transport. Bases 1 to 2493 code for a protein of 830 amino acids.
AUGACAACGAAGAAUCCCAGGGCAGGCUGGGAGAAGAUCGACAAUCAAUUUUACCGCAAAUUCCAGCUCUACGAACAGGUCUUCGAUCCUGAUUUGGAACUCGAGAACUAUCUCAUCGCAGGGGCACCAUACUCAGGAGCUCUAGCGCUAUGGAGGGAUGAAUCCAAGAUCGCGCGAUACCGUGUCGGAGCGUCGACGAAAUCAACCAUUGACAUAUAUUCCUCCUCCGGCCAACUGAUCAGCAACAUCAACUGGGACAAAGGCUCGAUCCGUGGUCUGGGGUGGUCAGAUGACGAGCAGCUAAUCGUUGUGACCGAAGAUGGCGCUGUCAGAUGCUACUUUGGACUGCGAGAAGAUUUCAAUCCUUUCUCACUGGGCAACGGUGCCGAGGAGUACGGCGUCGUGUCGUGUCGGUUCUGGUCGCACGGAUUCGUGGCGUUGCUUGCCAAUAAUAGCCUCAUAUCUGUUUCGUCCUUCUCUGAGCCUAGGCCGAAGCAGUUAGCUGCAGCUCCAGAGGGGGAGGUCCACUCGUGGUCUCUCAUUCCGCCUGCAUAUACGCUCUCACGGUCAGUCGAAGUGCUGUUGGCUGUCGAUAAGACCAUUUUUGUCGUCGAUGCUACAGAUUCCGAGGAUCGAGGACUCAGUGAGGGAGCCUUCAGACAUAUCUCUGUUUCUCCAAAUGGCAGGUUCGCAGCACUCUACACAGAAGAUGGCAAAGUGUGGGUUGUGGGGAGCGACUUUCAGAACAAGUACAGCGAGUACGACUCAAAAGUGAAGACCCCUCCAGCACAGCUCUUCUGGUGCGGCAAUGACGCGGUCAUACUUGCGUGGGAGGACGAGAUACACGUUGUUGGUCCUAAUGGCGCAGCAACGAAGUACUACUAUGAUGACCAAGUUCACGUCAUUCCAGACGUCGACGGUGUCCGGUUGAUAACGAACCAGAGCUGCGAGUUCCUCCACAAAGUGCCUGAUGCAUCGGAGGAAGUCUUCAAGGUUGGUUCAACUGCGCCGCCAUCGGUACUCCUUGAUUCGAUUGGCCUGCUGGAACAAAAAUCGCCUAAGGCCGACGAGAACAUACAACGGAUUAAGCAUAGUCUGCCUGACGCUGUCGAAACUUGUAUCCGUGCAGCCGGACAAGAAUUCGAUCAGGGACUGCAAAAGCAGCUACUUCGCGCAGCGUCCUUUGGCAAGUCAGUCUUGGACUUGUACAGCAGCGACGAGUUCGUUGACAUGAUCAACGACCUGCGGGUGCUGAACGCCGUCCGCGAUUACAAGAUCGGGCUUCCGAUAUCCUAUGAGCAGUAUAUCAGACUUGGACCUGAGCGACUCAUAACUCGUCUCAUCAACCGUCGGGAGUAUCUUCUAGCAAUGAAGCUGUCUGAAUUCUUAAAUCUGCCCCUGAACAAAAUCUAUGUCCACUGGGCCAGCCAAAAGGUGAAGAAUUCUGCUGGGGAUGACGAGUCAAUACAUAACACCAUCACAGAGCGUCUGAGAGGCAAGUCAGGCGUCUCCUUCGAGACGAUUGCACGGACAGCAUAUGAUGAGGGACGUGGUCAUCUCGCUACUGACCUACUCAAUCACGAGCCUCGUGCCGGCAAGCAGGUUCCGCUGCUGCUGAACAUGGAAGAGGACGAGAUCGCCCUGAGCAAGGCCAUCGAGUCUGGAGAUACCGAUCUUGUAUUUUUCGUCCUUCUGCAUCUACGGCAGAAGCUGCCUCUGGCUGCCUUCUUCCGCAGCCUUCACGAUCGGCCCCUUGCAGCUGCACUCGUCGAGUCCUCCGCGAGAGCCAAGGACAGCGAAUUGCUCAAGGACCUAUAUUACCAAGACGACCGACCCAUAGAAGGCUCCAACCUCCUUCUUGACGAAGCGAUGCGCCAGCCGCAGGUCCAAGCCGCCGUAGACAAGCUCAAACUCGCAGCUCGAGUGCUCGCCGAUGCGAAAGAUCCUAACGCUGUCUUCCAGACCAGAGCUCUGAACGAGGCACAACAGCUGUUGAAGGCGCAAGAGGUGUUCGACAAGGACGUGUCAGACAGCUCGGACAGCUACUUGGGUCUCAGCGUAAAUGACACACUGUUCCGGCUCAUACAGUCUGGUUAUGGCAAGCGAGCAGCAAAGUUGCAGAGCGACUUCAAGGUUCCGGACAAGACGUGGUGGUGGGUGAGACUUCGUGCGCUUGUUGCUGCAAGAUUAUGGGGCGAGCUGGAGGAGGUCGGGAAGGUGAAGAAGAGUCCUAUUGGGUGGGAGCCUUUCUACAGCGAAGUCCUCGGUGCGGGCAACACUCGCCUCGCCUCGACCUUCAUUCCAAAGUGCACAAAUGUGCCUGCCUCCGAGAGGGUCGAGAUGUGGGUGAAAUGUGGUAUGGUUGUCAGAGCCGGAGAAGAGGCGCUGAAGGCCAAAGACCUCAAUGCUCUCGAACUGCUUCGUUCAAAGGCCACUGGCCAGCAAGCGGGCGAGAUCGAGCGGAUGAUCAACCAGCUACGACCACGGAAAUAA